CCGGCGAGCGUCUCCAUGGCGCGGCGGGCUGAUGGACGACCGGGGCGUGAUGCGGUCGAGAUGGAAACCGCCGCGGCGUCGUUCCGAGUGAUCGUCCUUAUAAGCGAAGGUCGGGCCCUGCCGACCCCAGGCCGCGAGACCCACCCGGCUUACGCGUUCUCGCCAGAGGCUGCCGGCCGCAGUAUGGCUCGAAUGUUUGUUCCGGCGGCACUCUGGCUGUGCGCGACGCUUCUGGGUCAGCACAAUGUCCAGGGAGCACCGAGGCCCGUUCGUCAGAUCAGUCCAGUUGACCAUGGUCCGUACACGGCCACCGUGCAUGCGACACCGUUCAUGUCAUCGGGAGUCCUGGGCGGCAUCGGCUCGGCGCUGGGCAGCGUCGGGUCCACUCUCGGUGGCCUCCACAGCACCGUAAUGGACGGACUGCACGGGGCACUGCACGGCGGCGGCAUGUUGGGAGGCGUCCCGGGCUUCCACGCUCCGCUGACCGCGGCGAGUCACUUGCUGUCGGGAACGUUCGGCGCUGUGGGACACCAUCUAGGCGGCCUAGUGGGGGCAAGCCCUCUGGGAGGCCUCGCCUCACCUCUCGCGGCACCGCUUUCGGCUCUGUCUCCCGGCCUCUCUGGCCUUUCCAUGGUGCCUGGCAACGGAGGUGGUGGCAUGUCCGUGCUCACUCACACAGUCCACUACGGCAGUUCGGGCGACAUGGGCCUCGCCGCGGCCGAACACCAGCACCUGGCCAGCACGGCCCACCAGCACAGCCUUCUGGCCAGCCAGGCGUUGGCCGCUGCGGACGCCGUCGAGAACGCCCAACUGCAGGCCGCUCUUGCCCGGAGGCACUUGAUCCACAAGGCCCUAACGCACCAGAGCCUCGCAAGCCAGGCCCAGAUGAUGGCCCACGAUGCCCACGCGCGUCUGCUUCAAGCACAGGCGGCGCACACUACUGUGACGUCCAUGUACCAUAAUGGUUUUGGCCAGGGGUAUCCCGUAAUGGGAGUGCCAGCGCCCGCAAUGAUGCCCGUAGGCUACGUUGAGAACCCUCUUCACAGCAUCAUCAGGAAACACUGCACGACGGUGCGUUACAUCAACGGGGGCGGUGGCCUGCACCCAAUGCCGUUGGGUCUCUCGAAUGGUAUCGGAGUUGGAGGAGCUUACCCGUACGACGUACACAACGCCAUGGCUAUUGGGCACGGACUUGGCGCCUACGGCAUGCAUGAUGCAUAUGGUAGUAGUCCACUUUUCGCCAGUGGGGCUGCGGCGCUUCACAGUGGCCUCGGCAUGGGCGUUUCAACGCUGCACGGUGGAUACGGAGGUCUUUACAGCGGCGGUUAUGGAGGACUUCACGGAAGUCUCGGAUAUGGUGCAGGCAGUCUUUAUCACGGUAUUCACAGCGGGCUUGGAUACGGCGCGGCGGGUCUAUACCAUGGUCUUCACAGUGGUCUCGGAUACGGCGCCACUGGUCUCUACCAUGGACUUCACGGUGGCCUCGGAUAUGGUGCCGCUAGUCUUUACCACGGCCUCCACGGUGGUCUAGGCUACGGAGCUGCUGGUUUUCAUGGACUACACAGUGGUUUAGGCUACGGAGCCGCCGGUCUUUACCACGGACUUCACAGUGGUUUGGGCUAUGGUGCCGCUGGACUUUACCACGGAAUUCACGGUGGUGUAGGCUACGGGGCCGCCGGUCUUUACCACGGACUCCAUGGUGGUAUGGGCUACGGAGCCGCUGGACUUUACCACGGACUGCACGGUGGUAUGGGCUACGGAGCCGCUGGACUUUACCACGGACUGCACGGUGGUAUGGGCUACGGAGCCGCUGGACUUUACCACGGACUGCACGGUGGUAUGGGCUACGGAGCAGCUGGACUUUACCACGGAGCCCACGGUAGCUUCGGCUACGGUGCCGGAGGCCUUUACCACGGCUUGCAUGGUGGUCUCGCGCACGCGGCUUAUGGCCUGCACAGCGGAAUGGGACUCGCUAGUGGCGGUCUUGCUUACGGCGCCGGGGGAAUGUUCGGAGCCCACCACCCUCUUCACUCGGCCGUGCAUUCGUCAAGCUUCUCAAGCUACGGCGGUAGCUUCGGUUACGGUGCCGGCCCCGGUUUGGUUCGCCGCUAACACUCAUUAGGCAGUUGCCGUACACGGCACGGAGGAAGGGACCGAGCUUUUCGUCGCUAACUUGAAUUAUGUCUUAAAGAAUAAAACAUUGUUAUACCCAA
Dermacentor albipictus is the source of this 2213-nucleotide messenger RNA. Its product is annotated as PE-PGRS family protein PE_PGRS33-like. The record is from RefSeq and is a predicted model, not a curated record. NCBI's taxonomy places the organism in Eukaryota, Metazoa, Arthropoda, Arachnida, Ixodida, Ixodidae.